GCACCUUCACAGAAACAUUCACAAAGACAUUUGUAGUAACUUUGCAAAGACAUUUACAAAAACAUUCGCAGAGAUAUUUGCAAGAACAUUUACAGAAGCUUUUGCAGAAACUUUUGCAGAGACUUUUGCAAAGAUUUUUACAGAAACUUUCACAGAAUUUUUUGCAAGAACUUUCGCAAAACUUUUUUUGCCACAGCAGAUUUUGAUUUUG
Racocetra persica is the source of this 211-nucleotide messenger RNA. The record is from the annotation of a GenBank genome assembly. NCBI's taxonomy places the organism in Eukaryota, Fungi, Glomeromycota, Glomeromycetes, Diversisporales, Gigasporaceae.